Messenger RNA from Atta colombica, 3517 nucleotides. RefSeq names its product metabotropic glutamate receptor (gene mGluR). Gene Ontology annotation, molecular function: group II metabotropic glutamate receptor activity. Gene Ontology annotation, cellular component: membrane. The record is from RefSeq and is a predicted model, not a curated record. Gene Ontology annotation, biological process: G protein-coupled glutamate receptor signaling pathway; regulation of synaptic transmission, glutamatergic. Lineage: Eukaryota; Metazoa; Arthropoda; Insecta; Hymenoptera; Formicidae. The coding region runs from base 600 to 3386 and encodes 928 amino acids. The transcript has 9 exons.
GAGAUGAAAAAGGACUCAUCGCAAGAAAACCGAAGCAAAGAUAGUAUACAACGUGAGGAAUUUGAGGAACGCUCGAGGGUGGCUUAAGAAAUGAUCGUGAACACGGGACCGACGUACUCCCAAGAUUUAUCGUUUCUUUAUUCGUUUUUACCCUCGAAGGGAUGCCUAACGCGGAAAAGCACAUCCGAUCGGUCGAGCGAUCGAGGAACAAUCAAAAGGCUCGCGGUCAGUGCGUGAAUACCGGGAUCGCUAGCGGGAAAUCCCGAGAUCUUUCCCCGCUCGAAUCGAGAAAGCGGCUUCCUCCGCGUUGAUGGUCCGUCGGGAAUUCUACCAGCAGGAAGUGCGAUUCAAAUAACUAAUCUGCUUGUCAACAAGAAGAGAACAAAAUCUAAUCGAUUGCAAAAAUGUAGAGAAAAUUCGCGCGAGUGAGAACGAGUGAAGGAUGGAAAACUCUCCGCUUCGAGAUAGGUGCUCGGCUCGUGGUAGGAAUUUGAUUGAUGUAACGGGUGAGGCGAAUCGACGAAGAUCCUAGGAUUUCCCUAAGAGAGACUAGGACUGUCGAGAGCAGCGUGAAACGGCGCGCAAUUAAGGCAGUUAAGAUGCACCAGCGUGUGCCUUGGCCGUUGCUGCUCCUGACCUUGUCGCUGCAGCGUUUAACGAGCUUGUCGACGGUACAGUCGAGAAUGCACAACGAGGCGGUACUGAUACCCGGCGACAUCGUACUGGGCGGAUUAUUCCCGGUGCACGAGAAGGGUGGUGGUCCAACCGCGUGUGGGCCCAACAUCUAUCACCGGGGCGUGCAGCGGCUCGAGGCGAUGUUGUUCGCCGUCGAUCAGAUCAAUCAAGAGGACAACAUACUACCGGGUAUCAUACUGGGCGUGCACAUCCUCGACACGUGCGGCCGCGACACGUACGCGCUCAAUCAGAGCUUGCACUUCGUCCGGGCGUCCCUGUCCAACAUCGACAUCAGCGUGCUGGAGUGCGCGGACAAGUCGACACCCAGAGUAAAGAGGACUGCAAGCGCGGGACCCAUCUUCGGGGUGAUAGGUGGCUCCUACAGCUCGGUGUCACUGCAGGUGGCGAACUUGCUGCGACUCUUUCAUAUCCCCCAGAUAUCGCCGGCGUCCACGGCUAAGGCACUCAGCGAUAAGACCAGGUUCGAUUACUUUGCGAGGACGGUACCGCCGGACACCUUCCAGUCGAUCGCACUGGUCGACGUAGUGAAAAGCGCCAACUGGUCGUAUGUCUCCACAGUGUAUUCCGAGGGCAGCUAUGGAGAAUACGGGAUAGAGGUGUUCACGCGUGAAGCUACCGAGCGUAACGUUUGCAUCGCAGCUGCACUGAAGGUACCCAGCGCCGCCAACGACAAGGUGUUCGAUGAUAUUAUCCAGCGCCUAAGCAAGAAACCAAAUGCCCGCGCAAUCGUUCUGUUCACCCGGGCGGAGGAUGCCCGUGGUAUCCUCGAGGCCGCGAGACGAUCAAACCUCAGUCAGCCAUUUCAGUGGCUGGCCAGUGACGGUUGGGGCCGGCAAAGUAAAUUAAUCGAGGGCCUCGAAGAAGAGGCCGAAGGUGCCAUCACUGUCGAGCUGCAAUCGGAGAACAUCCCUGGCUUCGACAGCUAUAUGGAGUCGCUCACCCCCGAGAACAAUCGACGGAAUCCUUGGUUCGGCGAGUACUGGGAGGAGGUGUUCGGCUGCACUCUUCGAAGGAAUGUGACGACCUACGAGCGUUUCGGUUCACAGGUCGGAUGGAAGAUUGGUACCGGCAAUCAGAGUUAUCUCAUCUGCCCUCCUGGACUCAAGCUCAGCACGACGAGCGGCUACGAGCAGGAGUCCAAGGUGCAAUUCGUCGUGGACGCGGUCUACGCGUUCGCCCUAGCGCUCAGUAAGCUACGCCACGAUCUCUGCGGGCGCGAAAAGGGCUUGUGCUCGUCAAUGGCCAACUACGACCGUGGCGCGUUCUAUAAAAAUUAUCUGCUGAACGUGUCCUUUAUAGACGCCGCCGGUAGUGAGGUGAAAUUCGACGAGCACGGAGACGGCCUGGCGCGAUAUGAAAUCCUCAAUUUCCGUAAAGGGACGAACAACAAUGGCGCGAACGGCUAUCAUUAUCGGGUGGUGGGCAAAUGGUACAACUCCCUGGACAUUCGUACGGAGGAGAUGGUGUGGGCGCGGGGAACGAAGGACAUACCGAUCUCCGCGUGCUCGCUACCCUGCGAGCCAGGUAUGAUAAAGAAGCAACAGGGUGACACUUGUUGCUGGGUUUGCGACCAAUGCGAGGCGUACGAGUAUGUCUACGACGAGCACACCUGCAUGGAUUGCGGCCCGGGUUUCUGGCCGCAUCCCGACAAACGGGGAUGCUAUCAGCUACCAAUUAAUCAUAUCAGGUGGAGCAGCGCUUUCGCCAUCAUACCUGCGGUAAUAUCUUGCCUAGGAAUCGUGGCAACCCUGGCGGUGGCGUGCUUGCUCUUUCAACACCGCGACACUCCAGUUGUCCGCGCCUCCGGACGAGAACUCACCGUGAUCCUGCUGGCGGGCGUCCUGGUGUGUUACUUGAACACCUUCGUGCUUCUCGCCACGCCGACUACGGCUACCUGCGUUCUUCAGCGUUUCGGGGUCGGUGUGAGCUUCAGUGCCGUGUAUGGCGCCUUACUCACCAAGACCAAUCGAAUAGCCAGGAUCUUCGACUCAGCCUCGAGAUCUGCCGUCAGACCGCGAUACAUCAGUCCCACGUCGCAGGUCUGCAUCGCGGCUGCGCUAAUCGCCUUUCAGGUGGUGCUCACACUGGUCUGGAUGAUCAUCGAGCCGCCGGGUACCAGGCACUCGUACCCGGAUCGCCGUCAGGUGAUCCUCAAGUGUAACAUCCAGGACAUGAGCUUCCUGUUCUCCCAGCUGUACAACGCUCUGCUGAUCCUCAUCUCGACCGUGUACGCGGUGAAGACACGUAAGAUCCCGGAGAACUUCAACGAGAGCAAGUUCAUCGGCUUCACCAUGUACACCACGUGCAUCAUCUGGCUCGCCUUCGUGCCGAUCUACUUCGGCACUGGGAACGCCCAUGAGACUCAGAUCACGACCCUCUGCGUGGCGAUCAGCCUGAGCGCGUCCGUCACUCUAGUCUGCCUCUACUCGCCCAAGGUCUACAUCAUCGUCUUCCAGCCAGACAAGAAUGUACGUGGCAAGGUCUGCAUAGGCAGCACGUUCAAGAAGCAGAGCAGCAGCGCCGGCGCGUCCUCCAUGACGAAAUAUACGGGCUGUGAAUCGGCGAGUGAGAACGUGCCGUUGCAGGGUGCCUUGACCUCAGCGGUGCGGACGUCCGUAGGAGUCACCGAGAUCUCACUAACGUCCAGCACCACCAGCAAGACCAAUAACGAGCAAGUGGCGCAAUUGUAGACUACUUUGGACUACUUUCAUCGUGGCUAUGUGAGACGCAGAGAAACGCACACAGUGACAUCGUUGGAUGUGCGCGUCUGGAAUUAGCAAAUUGCUAACAUUGAUAUUCCCACAGAUUUCUGUAUAUUAGA